Triticum turgidum subsp. durum (durum wheat) is the source of this 1419-nucleotide messenger RNA. Lineage: Eukaryota; Viridiplantae; Streptophyta; Magnoliopsida; Poales; Poaceae. The record is from the annotation of a GenBank genome assembly.
AUGGACAAACUCCAAUGGCUGUGCUUGCCAUGCCUCCUAGUCUUUGCUCCCUUCUUCUUCCUUUUUGGGAGCACGUCGGCUGCCCACCACCACCAGCGAGACGUCCUCCACCCGGUGGUGCUGCUGCCAGGCUUCUCCUGCGGCCAGAUCGAGGCCCGCCUCACCGACGCCUACGACUCGCCGUCGCCGCUCUGCGGCCUGCGCAAGGGGGACGGCCGGUGGUUCCGACUGUGGAAGAACAGCACGGGCCUGCAAGACCUCCCCAACAUGGCGUGCUUCGCCGACCAGCUCCGCCUGGUUUAUGACCCCACGGCCGGCGACUACCGCAAUGUUCCCGGCGUCGAGACCCGCGUCCUCUCGUUCGGCUCCACCGGCGGCUUCCUCUCCGACGACCCUGCCGACAUGGAGAUCUGUAUGGGAAGACUCGUGGAGGCGUUGGAGCGAACCGGGUACAUCGACGGCGAGAGCCUCUUUGGCGCUCCGUACGACCUCCGGCACGCGCCCGCGGCGCCGGGGCUGCCGAACAGGGAGUUCUCCAGAUUCCGCCGGAGUCUCACGGCGCUCGUGGAGCACGCGAGCAGGAGAAACGGGGGCAAGCCGGCCAUCCUCGUGUCCCACAGCCAGGGCGGCCUGCUCGCGCUCGAGUUCCUCAACCGGAGCCCCCUGGCGUGGCGCCGGAGGCUCGUCAAGCACUUCAUCAUGGCCUCCACGGGCGCCGGCGGGAUCGUGGUCACCAUGAAGGGCCUCGCCGCCAGCGACGGCGCCGGCGUCCUGUCGAUGCGGCGCGUCAAGAGGAGCUUCGAGUCCGCGUUCGCGGGGCUGCCGUCGCCGGCGGUCUUCGGCGGCGAGACGCCCCUGGUCGUGACGCGGGCGAGGAACUACACCGCGCGCGACAUGCCGGAGUUCCUGUCGGCGGCCGGGCUGCCGGCGUCCGCAGUGAGGCUGUACCUGUCGCGGGCGCUGCCGGUGGCGCUCAACCUGCGGGCGCCGCUGGUACCCAUGACGUGCGUCAACGGCGUGGGCGUGCCGACCCCGGAGAAGCUGGUGUACUGGGACGGCGACCUCGACAAGGACCCCGAGGUGGUGCACGGGGACGGCGACGGAGUGGUCAAUCUGGCGAGCAUACUUGCCCUCGACGCGGUUGUCGGUGAAGAUCCGGAGCAGCGGGGAUGCUACAAGUCUAUCAGAAUGGCCAACACCACCCACGUCGGCGUCGUGUCGGAUGGUUUCGCCGUUGAGCGUCUGGUCCAUGAGAUUCUUGAAGCAGGUCGCGCCAACCAGACAUGCAUGUGUGCUACCCACUGCCGGCAGCCACUGGCCACUCAGAAUAUGAGAAACAAUGCCCAUCUUCUUUUACCUUUAUCUUCCAAAAGCCAGCAUCAUCAUCAAAUUUUUGGGGUUUCUCUGGAUCUCACCUAG